GACCAUAACAGAAACACAAAAUAUGUCAGCUGUGCAAUGUAUUUUGUCGCGUGGUUUGUGAAUAUAUAUUUGUUUAUUUAAAUUGCAAUAUAAUUUAUGUAGCUAAAAUGGAUUCGUUAAGUUCUCGAGUGUUCAUUCUGAACGGACAACCAUUUAUCCUUCAGCAGAACAACAUCAAUUCAAUUAGCAACAUAAGUGGAGAUAUUUUACAACAUGCACUACAAGACGUUGAGGAUUCACCUAAUGUUCCAUCUCAGGUAGAUUCCGAUCAUUUUAUCCAGAAUGUACAGAGUACAGAAGAAGAUAAUUGUGUUGAUGAAUUGGUGGCUUUUAAACAGAGCAAUGGAGAUGAACAGUCAACAAUACAUCUCACUGUUAAACAAGCUCUUGAGCUGGGAAUUGAAUUUAACGUGUGUGACGUUGACCUACCUUCAAACACAUCCUUCUCAACUGGCGAUAAAGAGAUAAGUAUUGACAAAGAGCAGUUUAUCUUCUCCAAAGAUCCUUCCGAGAAUAUCUGUCUGUUUAAUGACAGUAACAACGAUACAAGCAACGUAAAAGAUGAUACUUUUAAUCUCACAGAGCAUGAUAUAGUUUCUUCUGAUGAUAUUUCCAAACUGAAACUAGAUGCCAACAUCAUUGAACAAUUGAAUGAAACAGUUAAUCCACAAAUUACGUUAGUUCCCCAUGUUCACAACGGAACUAUCACUUACACUUUACAAGUUAGUAGCAAACCUGAUACCGACGAAUUAUCCACUAAUAAUGUGUCUUCUUCAAAAGAUUCAACACACAUGUUGCCAAUUGAAACAACUGCCGGUGAUUCUUCUUUUGAUUUGUCAAGUUUGACCACUCAAUCUCUAGACCCAUCUACAUUAACAAUGCCCCCAAUGUCGUUAUCAAUAGCAGACACUAACAAUCAGAGUGACAGUGUAGCUUACAUAACAAACUCAAACAACAUUCUCUCAGGAACUCAAAACGCAAUCAAUGACAACUUGGUGGUCUAUGAGAAUGAACCGUUACCAGGAAUGAUUGAUUCUCAGAUGUUACCGAAUAAGUAUCAACGGUUUGUAAGGUUGAGUCCAAAAACUAACCUCAACUCAGACACAAAAACAUCGUCGGCGCUGUUUGUGAACUCUCCCACUACGCCAACUGUAGAGCCUAUUCCAUUAAUUACUUCAGUAACGUCCAGUCAACCAGCUUCAAAUAGAACUUCAAGUGCAAACUCGUUUGUGUUGAACGGUGAUCAAGUGAAGGUGCAAACUUUGAAUAUUCCUGAGAAUGGAAACAGGAUUGUUCCUGUAAAGCCGUUCCUACUUCCCAAAGGCCUUCCUAAGGAAGUAUCAAAGAUAGUGGCCCGUUUCCAGGCGACGUCGGACUCGAGCGAGAAGGUAGGCACCAAUAAGAACCCGAUCCAACUGGUGCAACAGGGAAAGACAUUCACGACGGUGCAGACGCUGUCCAGCAACCAGCUGCGGAACGUCGCCUCCGUCCUCUCCAAGAACAGCUUCGACCUCACCCAGGCCGACCCCUCCGACAAGAACGUCGUCUUCGACAAGAAGACCAACACCAGGAUUAUCUAUAGAAUGGUGUACCCGGAAGACCUCCACCUGAAGAAGCCGUCAUCAUCACCAGGUGACUCGACCAAAAAGAGGGGAAGACCUCUAAAGGGGACUAGCAAGGGUGAUGGGGAGGCCUCCCCCACCACCACAACCCCUCCCGCGCCUGAGGAGCCUCCUCGCAAGAAGGUAGCGCUGCCGCGUACGCGAUCGGGUCGCCUGUCGCGACCGCCCCGCCACAUAGUGCGCGACUACAAACGCAUCCGACGACGACAGUCGGACGACGAAAACUCCUACAGCGACUAUCACAGCGACGAUCCUGAGGACCAAGACACGCUAGCCGACUCCCACCAAAUCCAUCUGUUGCCAGGCUUAGCGGAGACGAAAAAGCGUCGCAUCUCAUCCAGCUUUCGGUGUCCAAAGUGCAACAAAGUCUACCUGGGCUUUCCCAAAAUGGAGAACCACUUCUUCAAGUACCCCGACCAUCGGCCCCCCGCUACAAGUGAAUCCGCUCCGCCCCCCCAGGCCAAUUCAGGCGUGUCAGGGGUGGAGCAGUCGAGAGGAGUCGGAGGAGGAGGAGGAGGAGGUAGUUUUUCAAAGAGAAAGUUGAAGCGUCGUUCGCUGGCCAGUAUUAAGCCUGAUGAACUCAGAGCUCAUCUUAAACAGUUGCUAGACCUGUGCUCACUGACUGAACUAGUGGAGGUUGUGGGUCCCGUUUUGGCUAGCGUGCUAUCAGCCUGGCAGCUACUGUUGCUCAGGGUGGACGCUGUGACGUCAUCACAACAGCAGUCAGUGACGUCAUCACACCAACAGUCAGCAACGCCAUUACACCACCAGACUGUGACGGCAUCACACCCACAACCGGUGACGUCAACUCAACAUCAGCCUGUGACGUCAUCCCAACAUCAGCCAGUGACGUCUACACAUAAUCAGCCGGUGACGUCAUCUCACCACCAGUCUGUGAUGACAUCACAUCAACCAGUGACGUCAUCUAACCACCUGCCAGUGACGUCAUCAAUUCGUGCGCAUGUGCUUUGCGACCAGAUUAAGACGCUGCUUGCCAGUUUGGCAACCUCUUUCAGCCAGUCGACAAUGUUGAUCAGUGUACUCUGGAUGCAGCUACGUUCGAGAUGAAGGACGUGUCGAUCAGUUCUAUGCUUGGCAUACCGUGCGGAACCUAUAAGGUGGACGAAGAUCUGCUCAAAGUCGACAAGAUGCUGACUCACCAGAAGCAGCCAGCCGACACCGAUAGUGGAGUCGGUGGACUGAGCGACGCAGCGGUCACCCAUCCAGUGGCGGACGUGGCACACGUCGCUUCACCUGCUGUUAUAACCACGCAACAGCAGAAGUGCAGCAAGGAUGACCAAGUCAGCACCAAUGAGGUGGUGGAAGCUGAGAGUGGGGAGGUGAGGGAGGUGAGAGAUGUGAAGGAGCCGUUUCUGCUUGGUGGUGAAAACGACGAGGUCAUCAACCUGGACCGGUUUGUGCAGAAUUUCACAUCCAGUAAAACGGAUGUGGACGAACUGGUAUUCAGCGCAGCAUCCGACCUCACGCUGACCGAGGAGCCGUUUUUCGCGAGACGCCGGCCUCCACACGUGUCGGCCUCCACCGAGGACUUGAUUAAAAGUUGGGAGAAUUUCGUCGCUAGUGACGAUCACGAUCGGACUAGUUUCAAUCGCGAUGAUGCUCUAGACUUCGAUGUUUUGAGUCAGAACUUUCAUUCGGCUGGUGCUAACUCGCAGUGAAAAGUUAUGUGUAAACAGUGGGAUUCUCUUCAAACUUAGAUAUUCCGAAUAUAAUUUUCUUCUUCCUCCUUAUCCACUUCGUCGGCGGCAUCUUUCUUUGUCUUCCCCGCUUCAUCAUUAUCACUACUCACCUCAUCAUUCUUCUCUUUUCCAUUUUCUUCCGUCUCAUUCUUUUCUCAUUUUUUCCGUCUUCUUCUCACUCCCCACUUCUUCUUCUUCUUCUUCUUCAUCACCUGCCUUCUCUUCUUCGACUCCCAUCUUCUUCUUCUCUUCUCCUUCUCUUCCGCAUCACAUUCGUUUCCGUUUUCCUCACUCUUUGCAUCGCCGUUCGUCUGGUUCUUGAACCUCUUUCAUCGUAGUGUUGUUGCCAGUCCUCCACGCUUUUCAAACUAGCUUUCAUGGAGUCGACAUUUUCGGUGACACUGUCAAGAAACGCCUUCUUCAUUCCAAGUUCAAGUUUCGUCAUUCCAAGUUCAAUUCAUCCCAAGCUUUUCUUGUCACUUUAGCAUGUAGUUGUACGAUCACGCCAGGCUAGUGUUCAAUGGUAAGAUUUUAUGUUAUAUGGAAUGAUGACAGUUGGAAGUGAAUAUCAUUAUAGUGAUCUUUGUGGUAUGGAGAGCAUAAUGCUCUAUAAAUUUAGGUCAUAAGUUUUGUGUCUAAAUUCUGAUUCUGGUGGUGCUAACACGCAUUAAAAAAUUGCGAAAAAUGGUAAUUUUAUUUGUUAGUAGUAUGUGUCUCAUGUUCCGCACUAGACCUGUGCGAAUAACGCAUAUAGAUAGCAGGGCUCCUCUACGUCCUUAACUUUGCCCUCUUAUGUAACCUUGAAAUCAUUUCUUGCCCUGGCACAUUCUACUUGAUACCAUAUUAACAGUUACUCCAGAUAUACCUUCGUAUUUUUAAUUAUUUUUUCGAUUGUAUUUCAUAUUACUAUUUCCACUGAUAAUGUUAUUUUUAUUGCAUGCUAGUUCUUCAUUUACAUAUUGUUUUAUUUCUCGUAAACAUUUUCCAUGAUCAUACUAGUGUUUAUACUUCUGUACUACCAUUUGAAUAUUCUGCUACUGAAACAUAUUUUCUUCAACUGCAUUCUCCCUAGACAUCAAAUCUACAACAUCCGUAGAAAUUUCAGAUGUAAUUUUCAGAUGAAAUGUGAUAAUUUUAUAAUAUGUGAAGACUAUCACAAAAAACAGUCACAAUUGAUUCAGUUCGAAUCUUGAGAAAACCAACAAUGGCAAUUAAUAGAAUUUAAUAUUCUUUUAAUUGGUGUAUCCCUUGAUAUAUAAAUUGAGUCGUUCCUAUUCAAUAAAAUAUUUCUUAUACCAUUUUUAAGACUUGCGCAAGUAUUUUUAUUAAUUUCUUAAUUUUUUAAAACCUUUCUGACGAGCUAGCUUUUAUUUCUUAUUUCACUCGAAGCACUGAGAGCGCCCUAUUCUUAUUUCAACUAUUUAUCACUCACGUGCUGGAUUUUUUAUAAGUUGCUGAUGGCGAUCCGAAUUCCUGGUAGUCCUGGAUUAUUGGUGGCCGAAGUCAUCUCUUCCAAGGGAUUAAAAAUAUUUAAAUGACUUUUGCUUUACUAUAGCAUCACAAAGUCUUAUGGAAAAUUAAUAAUUUGAUUAAACUUUAAGUCAUUAAAAAUGUACAGUAAAAGAUAUUGUGCUCUAUAAAUUUUGGUGACAUUCCAUGGUAGUGGUUGGCAGGCAAGUGGGCAAGUUCUACUUUCUUUUUCACAAUUUUUCAUUUCCGACUUGCAAAUUUGCAUUAAAUUUAAAUAAUUUUAUACAUACGCCAUUCAAGGCUCAAAUAGUUCGUGCCAAUCUAUUAAAUUAUUACUUAUGUCACCCAUCUGACAUUAAAUCUGUCUUCGGGCCAUAUCCAGUACAUAAACUGAACAACAAUAAUUCAUAAACUCUUAUCAUUUAUAGAAAUAUAUACAAAUAUAUUUGAAUCGGCUCACUAUUACCGCCCAUCAAUUGCUACCAUUUGAUUGGUUCAUGCAAAUUUGUUACAGUAUACAUGCGCCUACGAACCUCCUACUUCCUUAAUACAUUAAUUUAUUUUUAUCUUGGGUUUUUAAUACAUUUUUUACAUGCAAUACAAUUUUCUAUUGUUUAUAGGUUGUUUCUCGCUUUAUAACAAUUAGCCAUGUGCAUUUUUAAUUCCUCUAGUUGCAUACCAUUUAAUUACAAUAAAUUUCUGCCAAGGUGUCUGGCUAGAUUUUACGUUAUGCGACUCAAUCGAUCAUUAUGUCGCCGAUCAAUAGAUAUUUUACGCCUAACCUCAAAUUUUCAAUACUUUAUAUAAUAUUAUAUAAGUAGCAAAUUAUUUCCAUUUCUAUUCGGCCGUUAUAAAUUUAGCCAUGAUACCUGAUAUUAUCUAAUCUUUAAAAACGUUAUCGCAUUUGGCGAUAUUAGCCUAUUAUUCCACUUAGACCUAUAAAUUUCUUUCAAGUAGGGAUUUUUAUUUACCCAUCAGAAUUUGAUACGUUACAACAUGUAGCACCGCAAUGGCUGAAGCAACCAAUAUAACACAGACAUUGCCUGCAUCAACUGCAAGAACAUCUGCACGUAGACUUG
Molecule: messenger RNA, 5871 nt
Organism: Nilaparvata lugens (brown planthopper)
Lineage: Eukaryota; Metazoa; Arthropoda; Insecta; Hemiptera; Delphacidae
Exons: 10
Coding region: 108-2690 (860 amino acids)
Source: RefSeq, a predicted model, not a curated record